Messenger RNA from Emiliania huxleyi CCMP1516, 1276 nucleotides. RefSeq lists its product as hypothetical. Bases 209 to 1276 code for a protein of 355 amino acids. Lineage: Eukaryota; Haptophyta; Isochrysidales; Noelaerhabdaceae. Gene Ontology annotation, cellular component: endoplasmic reticulum. The record is from RefSeq and is a predicted model, not a curated record. Gene Ontology annotation, biological process: peptidyl-aspartic acid hydroxylation. Gene Ontology annotation, molecular function: peptidyl-aspartic acid 3-dioxygenase activity. The transcript has 3 exons.
CUCUCUCGAGCGGACAUCGUGGCGGCUUCGCACUCCGCAGCCGACAUCGCAGCCGCGCCCGCCGGUGUGGGAGAGGAGGAGCCACCAGCCACGAGCCGGCACCGACGCGGCGGCCGAGCCGCUGCCGGAGGUCCUCGAGUGGGUUCUGACCCGGCUCGCCGACCAGCCCGCCGUCCUGGCUCGGGCGCGAGCGCUCGCGCGCCAGCAGAUGGCGCCGCACGAGGCGGCGAUGGGCUCGGCGGCGCCCUCCGAGGCGAUCGCGUAUGGCCUGCUCACGCCGGGCGAGGCCGGCGUCGCGAGCGUUGACGAGCGCCUCGCGGCUUGCGCCUCGAGGCACCUGCUGCUCGAGCUCGGCCAGGCCUGCUCGAUGCUGCGGCGCGAGGCGGACGCCGUGCGCAUCUUUCGCGCGCUCUCUCACGCCUUUGCAGCGGGCGGGGCGUCGCGAGCCGCGGCCGCCGCCGAGCACCCCGUCCUCGCCGACGACGCGCGGGCUCGCCUCUUCGAGCGGGAGCUGGCGAUGGAGCGCGGGCUGUGGCGGUCUACACUGCAGCGGCCGCUGGAGCACUACGCGCGCUCGCUGACGGCGCGUCCCUUCUGGGAGGCGUCCGAGCUCCCCGAGGCUGCGGCGCUGCAGCGCGCCUUCCCCGCCAUCCUCGCCGAGUGCAACGCGCUGCUCGCGCGGCGCGGCGGUGCGUUUGCGCCGUACCGGUCGAGGGUGGUGGCGGCCGGCGGCGCGUGGUCCGACGUGCAGCUCUUCGGCGGGUGCCGUGCGGACGCGGAGCACUGCGCCGCCUGCCCGCGCACCGCCGCGGCCAUCGCGGCGCAGCCGCGCCUCAACAGCGUCGUGCACGGCUCGCACUUCUUCUCGCGGCUGGCGGCGGGGACGCACCUCGAGGCGCACUGCGGCCCGUCCAACUACCGGCUGCGCUGCCACCUGGGCCUGGUGGUCCCGGCCGGCGCGCGCAUCCGCGUGGGCGAGGAGGUGCGCGAGUGGCGCGCGGGCGAGUGCCUCGUCUUCGACGACUCGUACGAGCACGAGGCGCGGCGCGCUCCCUCCCGCCCCGCCCCCGUGCCCGUGUGGCACAGCGGUGACACCGACCGCGUCGUCCUCAUCUGCGACUUGUGGCACCCGGAGGUCGACCUCGAGAAGCACGUCCGCCCGUCCCUCGCGCCGGCGCAGCGCGAGGCGCUCGCCGCGGCGGAGGCAGGCCGCCACCUCCCCGUGCAGCGGCGGGUGUACUCCACGGGCGCCUCGGUAGUGCGGCGAGGCGACUGA